Messenger RNA from Rotaria socialis, 807 nucleotides. The record is from the annotation of a GenBank genome assembly. Lineage: Eukaryota; Metazoa; Rotifera; Eurotatoria; Philodinida; Philodinidae.
AUGUUUUCUUCUAAUCAAUCAAAUCGAUCUCAUUCAUUCGAUACUAAUGAAGAAGAUCCAAUCUAUGAAGCAACUGUUCAUUCGAUUAAAACUUUGACUCCAUCGAUUAAACAAUUUUAUCUAUCGAUUAAUGAUCCAUUGCAAAGAUUUCAUUUCGUACCGGGCAUGUUUCUUGAUUUUCAUCUUUCACCAACAAUAACAUCGGUAAUAACUGGAUUUUCAAUCUGUAAUUCACCGGCCAAUUAUUCUAAUACAAAUCUAAUUGAAUUAGCAAUUAGAGAAACUGACUAUCCACCAACAGAAUAUAUGUUUAAUAAUUGCCAAUUAAAUGAAAAAAUAAAUGUUAAAUGUGGUGGAGAUUUUUUUUAUCAAUCUUCGACAACUAAUAAUGAUUCUAUUCUUUUGAUUUGCGCUGGUAUCGGAGCGAAUCCAAUCGUAUCUAUUCUUCGGCAUAUUGCCGAUUUAUAUGCUUCUAAUAACAAACAAAUAAUUCCACAUCGUAUUGUAUUCUUUUACACUGCAGCAACAAAAAGAGAUCUUGUAUUUCGUGAUAGUAUCGAUUCAUCAUGUGAACCAAUGAUAAAAGAUAAUAUGCUUCGAAGCAAUUAUUUUGUUACCAGAGAAAUUAAUGAUGAUAUUAAGAUAAAUAAUCGACACAUUAACACGACAGAUUUGCAAGACGCUAUUCAAUGGCUCGAAAAACCUGUCACCGCCUAUGUAUGUGGGCCAUCGUCUUUUAUUGAUUGGACAGAAAAUAGUUUAAAAGAAUUGAAUGUAAAAGAAAUUUUAUGCGAAAAAUGGUGGUAG